Messenger RNA from Filobasidium floriforme, 1755 nucleotides. RefSeq lists its product as uncharacterized. The record is from RefSeq and is a predicted model, not a curated record. The transcript is spliced from 5 exons. The coding region runs from base 1 to 1755 and encodes 584 amino acids. Lineage: Eukaryota; Fungi; Basidiomycota; Tremellomycetes; Filobasidiales; Filobasidiaceae.
AUGUCCAAGAAAUCAGCCAAAUCGAAGAAAGAAGAAGCCCUAGCUUUCCUUGACGACCUCGACAAGCUAGGCGAGGAGGACUCGACCGAGACUUCUUCAGCUUCGUUGACGGCGGACCAAGGUCAAACUCAAGCUGGAUCGUCUGAGGGUAAAGGGAAAGCCUCGAUGGAUAUCCCUAGGAAGAGCGUGGAUUCUUCUAGGUCUGCCGUCAAUCCUGGUGCAGGGACGGGGACGGGUAUGGUACCUCCUGCGAAAGGCAAAGGGAAUAAGAAAGCUUUGACCGGGAAUGCUAGCGCUGCUACGUCUAACCCGUCUACCACUACCUCGGCUGGUGGUCCCGGCUCAUCAUCGACCUCGACGGACAAGACUACCACCGGAACUACCAAUGCCCACGAAGAAGACCCCGAAGCGGCCCUAGCUUACCUUCAAGCCCAGAUCGACCAGAAGAACCGCCCCAUCUCCCGCGUUCAGACACCUACUACCACCUCGACUCCUUCCAUCGCACGUCCCGCCACCCCUCAGAACUCAGCGACGAUCGGGUCGAUCUUACCCGCUCCUACGACGACGAGGAAGUCCAUCGAACAGACCCGUUCUCGAGCUGGAACCCCCUUGAACGAACCUACCUCGACCACCACCUCGUCUGACCCGAACACCACUACGACGAACUCUUCUUCAGGGGGAGGCUGGGGCUUCUGGUCCUCCGCCCUCCAAACAGCCAAAUCCACAGCCACCUCCGCAUACACCCAAGCUUCCCAAGUAGCCUCUGCCGCCCAGUCCGCCGCACUAGCUCAGGCGGAGAAGAGCGGGGUGAAUUUGAACGUCAAUGAUUAUGUCCCUGUAGGGGCGGAUUUGAAAGGGUUGAAAGGGUUACAGGGGCUUAACCUUGAAGAGUUGAAGAAGGCUGGAUCGGGGGGGUUGGAAGCGCUCAGGACUAGGGUUGGGGAGGGCGUCAAGGGGGUGGAUUUGGAGAGGUUACGCCAAGACAUCCUCGCAGGGACCUCUCACGCGCUGACCGAACUGAUCAACACGGUCGCCCCGCCCAUCUCCGAGCACGAGGUCGUCCAAGUCUGGAUGACUCACCGGAUGAAGGGGUACGAUGGGGUCGAGAGCGUCGUCUAUCAGGGGGUUAUGAAGAUGAUGGAACAAACCUCUUCCUCCGAACUCGAAGUCUUCUUCUUGCCUUCUCCCUCCACCUCCGGCCAUGACCAAUCGGAACGUUCCAUCAACCCGCUUGAAGGUUGGGAAGCGGGUUGGGCCGCCGUAGAGAAGGACCUCGAGGGUCUCAAGAUGCGUGCGGGGUCGGAUGAGCGUAAAGGAGAACCGAACCCGGACCUGCCGGUGACGACAGUCCCUAUCUACCUGCACCUCCAACCCGUCCUCGUCCCUCUCCCAUUCGCCGAACCCCCUUCCUCGAAGGAAAAGGAGGGCGCGCCUUCGGUCCAGCCGAAACAUCUGACGUUCAUCGUCACUUUGCACGACGAUGUGCACGGUCUCAAGCAGAGCACCGUCACUCAGUAUUCGCCGGCGGAUUGGAUGGACGUCGAGUACGAGAGGAGCGAUUGGGUGGAAGAGCGGUUGGUCGAUGUGAUCCGCGUCGGAGUGGAGAUUGUGAUCCAAGAGUACGUUGCUGUUCGGAUGGGUCUGAAGGCCAAAUCAACGGCCGAGGCGUCCGAGCAAAAGCCGCCGAGCUCGACGACUGAGGACAAGGAGACGACCGAAGAAAAGGUGGCCAAAGAGGCCGGUGUGGGGACAUGA